AUGGACCCUCUGAUUUUUACCUAUGUCAGAUUUCUUCUUCCUCUUUCAUUUUCUCUCUCCUUUACCUUUCCUUUUCACUUCCUUCCCAGAUCUAGGUAUUUCUCAAACGGAAGCUGCCGUUCUACUACUUCAAUUUGGUCCUUUAGAAUUGGGGUGCAGAUUUUUGUAGCCCUGGAGGAAAUUGCCACAUUGGGACUACUACAAAAAAAAAAAAAAAAAAACAGUUGACCGCGAAGGCUGAAGAGAUUCCCGUCUUCCUAAUUUAAAACAGGAGGAUGGUAGCAGUUUCAGAGCCUAAGGAACUUAAAACCACGAUUUUUAGUGCUUACGGUACAUACUGGUGGCUUGUUCAAAAGGCCCAUUCCAUGCAUAUGUUCUGAGGAGCAAAUCCCAGCAAGCAAUAUGUGGUUUAGGAAUUGUGUCGAACAGGUGGCGAGCAACUUCAAUCUCGCCAGACGCGAUAUAUGCAGCGACCAGCUUUUCAAGCGCGACAUAGUUCUUAAUUUUGGUAUUGUUCUUGUUCCUCUCCUAGAGAUACCACCGCAUUGGCUGAAAACAGAAGCCUUUGGAAAACUUGGGAAAAGUGACAAAAAUGGAAGCUUUUUGAUAUUGAGUUUUUUAAGCAUGAAAGGAGAAAAGGUUUCAUUUUUGUGCAUUGGGGGGACGCUUGAUACCUCUGCAAACCCAGACUCUGGGUUUUCUCAAAUGAUGGAGAAGCAAGUGAUGAUUGUCGCCGUCGAUGACAACCAGCACAACGCCUACGCGUUGGAGUGGACACUCGAUCACUUCUCCGUUCCUCAAGGUGAUAGUGCCUUGUUUAAGCUCGUCAUUGUUCAAGCCAAACUUUUGCUACUACUACCAUCGGCCUUCUUCUUCUCUCAAACCCAGAUUUGGGUUUUUCUCAAACGGAAGCCCGAUUCUCCGACUUCAAUUUGGUCCCGCAGAAUUGGGGCGCAUAUAUCUGCAAAACAGAGCGAAGACGGAGGUUUUCCUUCUUUCUUUUUUAGGGCUAAAUGGGGUCCAUGACAAGUAAAAGGGAAUAAAGGGUGCCACGGUGU
Rubroshorea leprosula is the source of this 1058-nucleotide messenger RNA. The record is from the annotation of a GenBank genome assembly. NCBI's taxonomy places the organism in Eukaryota, Viridiplantae, Streptophyta, Magnoliopsida, Malvales, Dipterocarpaceae.